CUGUCCAUCACACGGACAUAGUGGACCAGAGUUGCCAUAUAGCUUUCCUGAAGCCUGUCCGGGUGACUUGGAGUUUCUUGGUGGUGUGUGUGUGUGUGUGUGUAUCUGUGGCGGUGAUGUCAGAGCGUCGUGUGUGUGUGAAUGACUUCGAGGAGGAAGCAAGGACAGUUCUUCCUAAAGCCAUUUAUGACUACUACCGCUCAGGAGCUGACCAGCAGCAGACACUGGCUGACAACACAGCAGCUUUCAACAGGUGGCGUUUUCUACCGCGCGUGCUGAGGGAUGUGUCCACUGUUGACUUAUCCACCUGUCUGCUGGGUCAGCCUCUCAGCAUGCCUGUCUGUGUGGGAGCGACGGCCAUGCAGAGAAUGGCACAUCCUGAUGGAGAGACAGCCACUGCCAGAGCAUGCCAAGCAGCGGGGACAGGGAUGAUGCUGAGCUCCUGGGCCACCUCUACCAUUGAAGAAGUGAUGUCAGCGAUGACAUCAUCACAGGGCAACGCUCGUAUCCUUUGGCUGCAGCUUUACAUAUAUAAAGACCGGGAGCUGACGCUGUCUUUGGUCCACCGGGCGGAAGAAGCCGGCUAUAAGGCCAUCUUUGUCACCGUGGACACGCCAUACCUGGGGAGGAGGUGGGACGAUGUGCGCAACCGCUUUAAACUUCCCUCACACCUGAGUAUGUCUAACUUCUCAACAGCAUCUCUGGCAUUCUCUGAGAGUAACUAUGGCAAUGACAGUGGAUUGGCUGUUUAUGUUGCCAAGGCGAUAGACCCAACUCUCUCCUGGAAGGACAUCGCCUGGCUGAAAAAACACACACACCUGCCAGUGAUUGUCAAAGGAAUCCUAACUGGUGAGGAUGCUGCCCAGGCUGUGAACCAUGGAGUUGAUGGCAUCCUGGUGUCCAACCAUGGAGCUCGACAGUUGGACGGAGUUCCCGCCACGCUGGACGUGCUGGAGGAGGUGGUGUGUGCGGUACAGGGGCGCUGUGAGGUGUAUCUUGAUGGAGGCGUGAGACGAGGAGCGGACAUCUUGAAAGCGUUAGCCCUGGGAGCUAAGGCUGUCUUCAUAGGACGGCCUGUGCUCUGGGGACUCGCCUGUCAGGGAGAGCAAGGUGUGUCUGAGGUUCUGGAGCUUCUGCGAGCUGAGCUGCGACUGGCUAUGGCUUUGGCAGGCUGUCGUUCUAUAUCAGAGGUCAACAGGUCCAUGGUCAGGAAAAUAGAGUUCACUUCCAGGAUCUGAGAGAGGACGCUACGUCGCCUGACUGAGGAUGUGACUGGUAUCUACUGGCAUGUGUGGGACCUCCACUUAAAUAGUUUGGGGCUGGGGAGUAAUCCCAAACUCUGAGCUGAAAACUUGGACUGAUUUGUCGUACGAGAACAUCAUGAUGUAACUCAUUAAUAGAUGGUGGUGUAUCAAGGUUAAAACUCAAGGUAAAAAUUAAAUUUUGCUUUUUCAACACUCAACUAAAUUUUUUUUAAUUGUGACAUCCAGCAUCCAUGACCAUUCCCUCCCAUCAUCCUGAAUUGCAAUAUGCAGAAACAG
This is a messenger RNA of Lampris incognitus (smalleye Pacific opah), 1541 nucleotides long. RefSeq names its product hydroxyacid oxidase (glycolate oxidase) 1 (gene hao1). The transcript is spliced from 8 exons. The coding region runs from base 117 to 1238 and encodes 373 amino acids. Gene Ontology annotation, molecular function: oxidoreductase activity; FMN binding. The record is from RefSeq and is a predicted model, not a curated record. NCBI's taxonomy places the organism in Eukaryota, Metazoa, Chordata, Actinopteri, Lampriformes, Lampridae.